This is a messenger RNA of Clonostachys rhizophaga, 3570 nucleotides long. The record is from the annotation of a GenBank genome assembly. Lineage: Eukaryota; Fungi; Ascomycota; Sordariomycetes; Hypocreales; Bionectriaceae.
GCCGAUAGUCGAACCUCAGAUGGAGAUCGCGGGCGGGCAAAGAUGCUCCAGCCUCUGUCGCUCCCCAAGAAUCGAAGCACUGGAAACCUGGUAAACAUCGCCGAACAGACCGAUCGAAGUCGCUACAGAAUGUCCUUUGACGCCUCCACAUCGCCCGGCCUUCUCGACCAUGACGCGCUCACGAGGAGUGCCUCGAUAAUAGGUGACCAUGAACAUGGCCUUGGUGCCUCUGGCCUUCGUCGAAUCCGACAACAACAGCCACCGUCCCGAAAACCAACUCUCCCAGGCUCAGCAGCCUCUUCCCGGAGCCCGUCUGUCGUUGCCCUCUCGCGAACUCCCUCGCUGAGUGCCAUGCUCUCCAGCAGCGGAAACAUCCCGUUAUCCAGCGUACCGGCGUCACCUAGCUUUUCCGAAGACUUGUCUCGAUUUCCAUCCGAAUCCCUCCAUUCCUUCUCUUUCGCGCAUCAGUCCGAGGAGUUUAUCCAUAAUCGCCAGAAUGUCCUGAAACGGUCUCUAGAGUUCAUGAAGGAUCGCAUGGGAUUACCCAUGAACCCCGCGCAGGCAGGUCUUGCGAGUGCACAGGCUCGGGCGAGUGGUGAUGUCGAGGCCCAGAAUAUGCUUGAGCUUCUUGCUCGCGCACAGCUGAUCGGGGCUGGGAACUUGCCGAACCCGGACCCUUCAGAUUCUGCACCUCCCUUGACUGGACCGCCUGAUGUCGCGGGUGAUGAUUACUUCGAGAGACAUCUCAUCCCACGAAGCGCAAGCCCGGAGCCCUUGGAAUUGUCAUCCCCCACAUCAUUGACACUUCCGCCAGCAAGGUUUCCCCCUGCGCAACAGUCGACCACCCAAAAGGCAAACGCAGCGGGGAGAAGUGUGAAUAGACUCGUGACGGCAAGCCCCGAUGUGUCUAGCAGGAGACCGCCGAACUUUGGUUCGCCUCCCGCCCUGCGCCCAAUCACUCUCAAGCGAACCAUGACAGAUACGCUUUCCAUGUCAGUGCAGGAUAAACUGAUAGAUACCAUGGCCCAGCCUUACUUCUACCAAGACUCACUCUCCUCUCCAAACCCGGCACAGCAAACACCUCUUUCAGCCACUCUGCCCAGCGCCCUUGGUCCUACCGCCCAUGGUCACACGAAUAGAUGGGUUCCUGCUGCCCAGGCGAUUUUUACUACCGAGGCCAAACCUCCCUGGACAAUCAUUGCGGCAAACGACCUGGCUUGUCUAGUUUUCGGCGUCACAAAAGCCGAGGUGCGUAAGACAGGCAUCAUGGAAGUGGUACAAGAAGAAAGGCGAUCGUGGCUGGAGCGGAGACUACUCGGGAAAGAAGGCGACGAACUGGAAGAGGCGAAGAGCGACAACCAUUCAUCCACGCCUGCCUCGUCAGCUGCCUCAGCAUUGCUCGGCGGACGGUCUGGUAUCACAGCACAGCUGCUCAGCAAACCGAACUCGAGGAGCCAGAGCCCCAGGUACCCUGAAAGACGGGCCCAAACUGUGCACAGCGGAGACCCGAAUCCGCCCAAAAUAAGUAGCGGUAAUCACCGUAGCGCUCGCUCGAGGGGCGUGUUACUCUGCGGAGACAUUGUGCCGAUCCAGAAGCGGAACGGUGCAACUGGUUCGGCGAGCUUGUGGGUGAAGGAGAAACGAGUGGGACUCAUCUGGGUCUUGGAGGAAAUCCACGAGGAUACGGCCUUCAUUACACUCGACGAGGAGGGUAUCGUUAGCAAAGUCUCUGGUGAUUGCAAGGCAAUCUGGGGCCUUGAGUCUGUCAAGCCUGGUGUGACCGAUGUGUGCACGUUCAUCCCAAGGAUACCGCGACAAGGAAUUGAUCCAAAUACUGGUGAGAUCGACUUUGCCCAGGUUCGCCGCCGCAAGUUCUUCACUUGCCCGAAUGCCCGCAAGGUGAACAUACCUUGUACCAUUGAGCAAACACGCGGAAAACUGGAAUUAAGGGUAUCAUCCUACCCCCACAUUGCCGGUAUGAUUGUCCUGGACCCUAGCACGCUCCAUAUCCGUAGCUCGAACUCCGUGUUUUGCGGCGCCCUCUUUGGAUUUGAGAAGCCGGAUGGCAUGUCUAUCAAUGCGCUGGUUCCUGGAUUUGAUACCCUGCUGGACAUGCUCAUCGAUGGCGAGAACCUCGAGCUUGUGGAAGGGAUGGUAGUCCCUGAGGAUAGAUUCCGGAGGGCCUCUGGCCUCCUGGCUAUCAGAGAACAUCGACCUGACAUUUCGGAAGUCUUCCUGAAGCCGGCCGGUCUUCCAGCGAAGCAUCGUGAUGGGUCUGAUCUUCGUGUCGAUGUGCAGAUGCGCGUCGUCAAGAGCGAGAAGCAGAUUACUGUCGCCGAAGAGACUGUUAUCGAGGGAAGUGACGAAGAUGAUCACGCCAGGCAGGAUGGUACCUUCAAUGUUGCUCAGUCGGAAUUGGUGUACGCUCUCUGGAUUACGUAUUCUCGUCACCUCCACGCUGAGCAGCCCGCCUUCAACCUUGGUUCCUUCGCGGCCGAGCCGGCCAUUGCCUCGCCGCUCCACCAACCUUCCCCUGGCCAAACACCACCUGCCCACACUCCUGCUGAGAUUCCAUCGGACGAUGAUAUCAGCACCAGGAAGGAAGAAACGUCACGCUCAUCACCGGUGUCUUCGCUACAGCAAUUCAAGGAUGUUGCUUUGAGUGCUGCAGCCAAGAUCACCGGUCAGAUCAUGUCCUCUCCUACCACAAAGACUGCUGACAAGUCUUCAUCCAAGGUCGCAGAAACACCACAGAAGAAGACCAUUGAGGACUACGCUAUCCUGGAAGACAUGGGACAAGGCGCGUAUGGCCAAGUCAAGCUCGCCCGGCACAAGACGUCAGGGAAGAAGGUGGUUCUCAAAUACGUCACAAAGCGACGUAUCCUGGUCGACACAUGGACCAGAGACAGGAAGUUGGGCACGGUGCCCUUGGAGAUUCAUGUGCUUGACUACCUCCGGAAGCCGGAGUUCCGACAUCCCAACAUCGUUGAGAUGGAAGGCUUCUUCGAGGAUAGCAUCAACUACUACAUUGAGAUGGCGCCUCACGGUCUUCCAGGCAUGGACCUGUUCGAUUAUAUCGAGCUGAGAACCAACAUGGACGAAUCGGAAUGCCGAAGCAUCUUCAACCAAGUCGCCCAGGCCAUCUCUUUCCUUCACACUAUAGGUUUAGUGGUUCAUCGAGAUAUCAAGGAUGAGAAUGUCGUUCUUGAUGGUGAAGGAAAUAUCAAGUUGAUCGAUUUUGGGAGUGCAGCGUAUAUCAAAAGCGGGCCCUUUGAUGUCUUUGUGGGCACAAUUGAUUACGCCGCCCCAGAAGUCUUGGCUGGAAAGCCGUAUGGUGGUAAAGAGCAAGACGUAUGGGCUCUAGGUAUCCUUCUCUACACCAUCAUCUACAAGGAGAACCCCUUCUACAGCAUCGACGAGAUCAUGGACCGCGACCUGCGGAUCCCCUUCAUCAUGAGCGAAGAGAGCAUCGACCUCAUCCGGUGUAUGCUUGACCGCGAUGUGAGCCAGCGCUACGACAUCACCAAGGUUAUUGAACACCCCUGGCUUGCUGUUGGCGACCAAGAAUAA